Messenger RNA from Dibothriocephalus latus, 330 nucleotides. Lineage: Eukaryota; Metazoa; Platyhelminthes; Cestoda; Diphyllobothriidea; Diphyllobothriidae. The record is from the annotation of a GenBank genome assembly.
GUCAUCCUCGUGGGACUUGGUCUGCAGCGAAAGUCCGCUGACCAACUUUCGGGUGAGCUGGAAAAACUCAUGGGUGCGGAGGGCACCGGCUCCAUUUCUCAGUCCCGCUCCGAUGAGGGUUCUUCCUGGCAAAUUAAACAACAGAAUCGAGAGGCCAAGAGACCGAAGCCCACAAGCGGUACUGACCAGGAGGCGGCACCGCUGUCCAGUUGGGCUCGCCGGAUCCGGGGUCUGCUCUUCGUCACAAUGCGUGAGUUGGUUCGAAGUCUGGAUGAGACGCUCAAAGCAGACGGUACGCAGCCGGCCAGUCAGGUGAGUCUGCUCUUAUAA